AUGAUGGUUGAGAUUAUUGAAGAAACUCAAGAGACGGUUGAUGAAGAAAAGUGUUAUAUGUAUUACAGUAGCAUUGGAAUCAGCAGGGAAGAAGGAGAGAAAGAAAAGAUGAUGAAAGAAGAUCAGGAGAUGGCAGCUCAGAACGUUGAUGAUGAUGGUGAAAAUGGUAAAACUGAGAAAGUUCUUGAAAAAGAAAAAGUUUUGAAAGAAAAAGAAGAAGAGCUGACACAAAAAUACAAUGUUUUUAAAAAAGAAAAUGAAAUGUUAAAGCGAAAGUGUUCAGCAAAAUGCAACGAGUGUAUUAAAACAGAAAAUAAUAUUCAAGAGUUGCAAAAAGAAUAUGAUGCGAUGAAAUAUUCACAUCACAUGAUGAAAGAAGCAUACGAUGAGAUGAAGGAUAGAUUUAAAGAUCUUGAAAAGAGAGUUUUAAAAUAUGUUGAAACUACCAAAUUUCUUGAAGCCAAUUUUAAAGAUAAACAAUUGAUGGUAAAUUACUAUAUCGAUCAAGUUGUUGUAUUAAAACGUGAAUUGACUGAAAAAGAAAAGAAAAAUAAUAAAUUAAAGAAUUAUCAUGCUUCUUCAUAUAUCCUUGAAAGUAUUUUCAAUAUUACACAAGACGAGAAUGACUCUGAAAAGAAAAAUAAUAAAAAAGGCAUAGGGUCAGAAUAUCAUCAGGUUCCACCACCAAUGAUGGGAAAUUAUACUUGUUGUGAUGGUGAGAAGGUGGAAAAGGCAAUAAAUAAUGUUGACCAGUUGCCUGAAAAUAUUGAUGUGACUUACAUCGAAUCUGAUGUUGGUGAAUAA
Helianthus annuus (common sunflower) is the source of this 804-nucleotide messenger RNA. RefSeq lists its product as uncharacterized. The record is from RefSeq and is a predicted model, not a curated record. Bases 1 to 804 code for a protein of 267 amino acids. NCBI's taxonomy places the organism in Eukaryota, Viridiplantae, Streptophyta, Magnoliopsida, Asterales, Asteraceae. The transcript is spliced from 3 exons.